Molecule: messenger RNA, 817 nt
Organism: Capsicum annuum
Lineage: Eukaryota; Viridiplantae; Streptophyta; Magnoliopsida; Solanales; Solanaceae
Product: NADH dehydrogenase [ubiquinone] iron-sulfur protein 2
Biological process (GO): mitochondrial electron transport, NADH to ubiquinone
Molecular function (GO): NADH dehydrogenase (ubiquinone) activity; NAD binding; quinone binding
Source: RefSeq, a predicted model, not a curated record
AGUGGUGUAAUGUUAAGAGGUUCUGGGGUAUGCUGGGAUUUGCGAAACGCAGCACCUUACGAUGUUCAUGACCAAUUAGAUCCUGACAUACCAGUAGGUACCAGAGGAGAUUGCUAUGAUCGUUACUGUAUUGGUAUCGAAGAGAUGCGAAAACGUGUUCGGAUCAUUGUGCAAUGUCUUAAUCAAAUGCCUAGUGGCAUGAUCAAAGCCGAUGAUCGUAAGAUAUAUCCUCCAUCACGAUCUCGAAUGAAACUAUCCAUGGAAUCCUCAAUUCACCAUUUCGAACCUUAUACAGAAGGUUUUUCCAUACCAGCUCCUUCUACCUAUACCGCAGUUGAAGCACCUAAAGGAGAAUUUGGUGUCUUUCUGGUUAGUAAUGGAAGCAAUCGUCCCUACCAUCGUAAAAUAAGAGCACCUGGCUUUGCCCAUUCACAAGGACUCGAUUCUAUGUCCAAACAUCACAUGCCAGCAGAUGUGGUCACCAUCAUAGGUACUCAAGAUAUUGUGUCUGGAGAGGUGGAUAGAUAGGACUAGUAGUUGCUCGAUCAGGACCCUAUCUUUAUUGCAAGACAAAAACCAAAUUUAUACGCCCCCUUUCUUUAUUGUUGGAGAUUCUAUCCAAUUAUCAGCCCCGAUGCGGAAAAGAGUACAAAAAGAAGAGUUGAAGACGGCUUAACAGUAAGAGAGAACCCCCUCAUCUCAUGGCUAGGAACAUCUAUGUAGAUGGGAUUGGAUUCAUAGUGCCAGUUAGGGGUAGGUAUAAACCUUCAUUCAUCUUCUUCGAUCUUCCUUGGAAUAUCCAUCAUCUUGGUCUCGA